This is a messenger RNA of Gekko japonicus, 1532 nucleotides long. It is a transcript of the gene VGLL2, whose product is annotated as vestigial like family member 2. NCBI's taxonomy places the organism in Eukaryota, Metazoa, Chordata, Lepidosauria, Squamata, Gekkonidae. The transcript is spliced from 3 exons. The record is from RefSeq and is a predicted model, not a curated record. Gene Ontology annotation, cellular component: nucleus. The annotation marks the transcript as partial. Gene Ontology annotation, biological process: regulation of transcription by RNA polymerase II.
CCGCAGAAACUCGCCUUGUACUCGAAGAUGCAGGAGGCCGCCGCCGAGAGCGCCAGCAGCGCCAGCAGCAGCUCCUUCUCCAGCCACGCCGCGCCGGCCAGCAUCAAGGAGGAGGAGUGCAGCCCGGAGAAGGAGCGCCCCCCGGAGGCCGAGUACAUCAACGCCCGCUGCGUCCUCUUCACCUACUUCCAAGGGGACAUCAGCGCCGUGGUGGACGAGCACUUCAGCCGGGCCCUCAGCCAGCCCAGCAGCUACUCGCCCGGCAGCGCCAGCGCCAGCGCCAAGGCGGCCAGGAGCUCCAGCUCGUGGAGGGAUGGAUCAUUCCCUAUGAGUCAACGUAGUUUCCCACCCUCCUUCUGGAACAGCACCUACCAGCCUUCCUCGGUGCCUGCAUCCCUGGGAAGCCCACUGGCAGCCACUGGCCACACUGAACUGCCCUUUGCCACAGCGGACCCUUAUUCACCAGGUUCAUUGCACAGCCAUCUCCACCAGGGUGGUCCAGAGCCCUGGCACCCUGCCCACCACCACCAUCACCACCACCACCAUCACCCAUACAUCGGCUCACAGGGCUCCUCCUAUCCCCGCCCCACCACUGUGCACGAGGUCUACAGUCCACACUUCGACCCGCGUUAUGGCUCACUGUUGGUGCCUGCGGCUUCUGUGCGCCCCCAUCGCCUCACGCCUGCUUCCGUGCCCACGCCUGUCAGCCCCCAGUGUGAGCUGGGCAAGAGUGAGCCUGCUACUUCAGCAUGGACAACACCGGCACCUUUCCCCAGCCCAGCAGGGGAGAUGGCACAGAGCCUAGGCCUCAAUGUGGAUGCAGCUCGCCGGUAUUCCUUCUGUGGUGGAUCCCUCCUGAGCUGAGCUGCUGAUUCUAAAGCUCCUCCCACCAAGUCCUGUCUUCCCAACCCUGCACCAUUCAGGAUCUCAUGUCACAUUUCAAGGACAAGAACAUGGGAAAGGCCAUGGGGGCUAAAAGCUGCUUCGACUUGACAUUUCAGCAACAGAACCUUACUCUGGGGGUGAGGAAUAGGACAGGCUCUCUUUUCUCUUCACUGUGAAAAGCAAAGCACCAUGGCUACACAUCCAGAAUCGUGGCUAAGCCACUUGAAGGAGUUGGGAAACUGACGUGGAUGUCAAAUUACUGACUUUGGGAAACAAAAAGUGUUUGUUACUGGUGAUGACAGUGUGAACUGUUCUUUUUUUAUUGACAUUUUUAAAAAUAAAAAACAACUUCUUGAAAGCAGCAUGAGAAGAUAUGCACAUACUAGGAAUUAUAUUUUUGUCCUUUACACUGUAUAAACAAAGGGGAAAUUCUAAACUCUGAAGCACGUGUGACAUUAACAACAACAGAAAAAGAAAAAGGGGCAGCUCUUCAGGCCACAGUGAUGAGUGGCAAGCGACUAGCAUGAGCCAUCUGCCUCUGGGCUUGAAUAAAUGCAGCUGUUCUAUAGACAACUGUUUGAACUUCAGAAACUUGACAACCAAGGAGGCACUUCUCAGAAUCUGGCACAAUAAUUGUAUUUGAUAAU